Molecule: messenger RNA, 5261 nt
Organism: Zootermopsis nevadensis
Lineage: Eukaryota; Metazoa; Arthropoda; Insecta; Blattodea; Termopsidae
Biological process (GO): triglyceride biosynthetic process
Cellular component (GO): plasma membrane
Molecular function (GO): diacylglycerol O-acyltransferase activity
Source: RefSeq, a predicted model, not a curated record
ACUAAAGGAGACGGGUAGCAGCAACGGGACAGAAUGGUAGUGCCACUGCUUCUGGGUGUUAGUUGGGUGGUCUAACUCGUCGGGAGCAGGAGACAAAGCGCUCGCCGGCAUCAAGUCUCACCUUUACAGGUGGGAAACUAACAAUAGUGACUGAAUCGGUGGAAUUCGGCCCCGACUUCUGGAAAACAGCUGAGUACUCCAAGAACCCCACAUACCUUACUGAUGUCGAUGGUGAGGGGCAAUUACAUGAGGAGUGUCCCCAUCCGCCGCCUGCGUCAUCCCCUUGAAGAAAGCCCACUUUGGGGGGUUCUGGGAAGUGUCUUUGCUGGAGUCCUGGCACUUGUAGUGGGUCUUCCAGUACUUCUUGCAAUAUGCAUCUUGAUACCUUUCUGCCUGCUUGGUCGAUGGCUACUGCUUAUCAUCUUCUGGAACCAACAGACAUCUGCAGCUACACAAGGUGGUGCACCUGAAUCUGUAAGGGGAAAUGACGGUCGGUGGCUUGGUUCAGCGUGGCGAUACUCCGUCAUACAUGCAGUGCUGAUAUUUGAAGCAGGAGCAGGCUUAGAUGUUUCUCAUCUCCAGAACCUUCUUCUGACAAGAGUAGUCCCUCUCUACCCUCGGCUCACAAGACGACCUGUCCCACUGCCGUUGUCUGCAGGAGCAGGUCACUGCUGGCUGCCAGACUCGCACUUCUGCAUUGAUCGUCAUGUGUUUGCGGGCCCAUCUAAGCUGACUACAGAGAAGCACCUACAGGACUAUGUAGGAUACCUCCUAGGAGAAGGACUUUCUAAUGACAAACCUCCAUGGGAACUGCACGUUCUGCAGAGUGUUGGCUGUCAUCAGGACACAGUCGUAGUGCUCCGUGUGCAUCAAAGUGUUGCAGAUGGCAUGGCUCUUGUUCGUGUCCUAUGCCAUUCCCUUGCUGACUGCCAGGUGCUACAUGUUCCUCAGAGGCCACAUUUUGGUGCACUGGCAUUCACCCUUAACAUAUUUCGAGCCUGUCUUGUUGGGCCACUCACUCUCCUCUUCUGGCUUCUGCUCACAACUGAGGACUGUAAUGCACUGACCCAACGUAAGGGUUGGGCUGGCCAAGUCUCUGUCACUUGGUCAGCUGCCAUCACACUCCCAAAAGUGAAUCGCAUUAAGCAGGUCACCAGGUCCACAGUAAAUUGUGUGUUGCUGUCAGCUCUAGCAGGAGCCAUUAGGAGGCUACUACAAGGCUGCGGAGUCAAACAGCCACCAGACUUGAAGAUUGUGUUACCAGUUGAUCUACGAGCUGAUGUGACAUCUCCUCAUCAGAGUUCUCGUUUAGGGAGUAAGGUGGCACCCGUCGUGGUAGGUUUGCCAGUCGGUGUUGAAGGCGCAGUGCCUCGGCUCUGGGCCAUGAGAAGAAAUCUUGAUUCUCUCAGAACAUCUGCAGAUCCAGUGGUAGUGUAUGUAGCCACUGCUGCUCUAAUGGCUUCUGUUCCAGGCAAGGUGGCUAGAGAAGUGCUUUCAUCUCUCACUGGCAAAGCUACUUUGCAGUUUAGCUCAUUACCGGGACCAACAUCCACACUACUGGUUGGUGGACAUCCUCUUAAGGGAGUGUAUCCACUGUUGCCAGCACAGAACAGUUUGGGGCUUGCAGUGUCAGUCUUCACAUAUGCUGACCAGGUGUAUGUGGCCAUCAUAUCAGACAGUACCCUUGGUCCAGCUGCCAGCACACUGCUACAUCAUCUUCACUGUCAAAUUGAACUGCUAUGGCAAUUACUUCUGCACAGACGUGUACCAGGAGAAUCUAGAUCCCAUGUUGUUCUCCGGCGAACUGGUGUUACAGGCUCGCCUGUACGAGAGUUACGCCUUCGAUUAACAUGUGUCCAGGAAGAAGUACAGCGUCUUCAAACAUGCCAAAGCCCUAGCCAGCAGCAAAAUGGUCAAAGUUCAGAAUCAUCAGAAACAGAACAGCAGGAUGCAACACAUCUUCAGAAUCUCAAAACUGAGUUCUCAGAAUUACUGUCUGAGUUGCACAGACGGAACUCAGCAGCAGUUGGAGGCAACUCACCUCUCUUUGAAGAUGAAGAGGUAGGAGGCGAGUUAUGGCGUCCAAGGCGUAGAGCCAUGUCCUGCUCUUCGUCCCGUCAUUCCAGUCGUUCAUUAGUGGGACUUCUGUCAACUGCAAGACCUGCCAGUUUUAUAGAAUCAUAUUCUGGUAGAAGUCCGACAAAUCCUUCCAGCCCUAUUGCAUACAGACCUACAACAAGUGAACACAUUCUCCCGGGCUCCACUAGGCCUGCCAGCUACACAGACCCACAUUCAAAUUCAAGUCCUAUUGGUCAAGCUGUUCCUCUUUUGUGCAGAGCUGCAGCAAGUGAAUGUACAUUGCCAGGUACUGUCGGUUCAAUCAGCCCUGAAGAACUCCUUUGCAAUAAAGACAACCCAGUGAGCCAAAUCAAACACGUACCACCAACAGUCAGCCAUCUACUGCAUCACUCCACUUUCUGUAGUGAAAAUAUUACAGUUAUUUCAGAACAUCCAUCAGAAGUAAGAAACUGUGAGGACAACAUGUCAACGUUAUCUGUCAGUACAGUCAAGUCUUGCAUUAAACUAAACUCUUCAAAUAUUGAUACUACAAGUACUGUGCUUCAAAAUAAAUACCUUGGUAAUGAUAGAGGAAUUGAGAACUGUGAAGCAGCUACUGAAAUUGAAGAUAUUACUAGCAGCAGAGGAGCUGAAAUAGACGUACAUAUAUCUUCAUAUAUUUCUCCAAAUUUAUCCAAUUCAGAUGGCACAACUAUUAUAGAAAUUGCUCAGAACCCUUUAACAUCUCAUAAUGUUAGUCAAACUUCUGGUGUCAAAUCUUCAAUAGAACUAAACAUAUUAAGUAAUGAUGAUAUGUCUUAUUCCACAUAUCUUACCAGGAAUCAGGAUAAACUAAGCUCUAAUAAAUCAAUCAUUGUUACUUAUCCACAGUAUUCUCCAACAAUAUCACCAGAACAUAAUACUGUGAAAUAUUUAAAAGAUUCUAUGAAGUCCAUACAAUCAAAUGGUGCACAAUCCAUGCCAACUGCCAAUGAUAAGAACAACAAAGGCAAUACAGUAAUAGAUAUACAAGAACAACAAUCCUGUUCAGACAAUACUUUUGCUCAACAUGUAUCCUGCAAUGAAUCGAAUGCCAUAAGAGUGAUAAAAUCUAAAUACCCUAGAUCAGCUACACUGAAGGGACAAAUAGAUGACAAAGAUAAAAACAGUUUAGUCAGUGAUACUGUACAUUCAACUGAUCUGACAUGCAAUAUAAGUCCCUUAACAGAUACUAAUGUACAAUAUUCACCUCCAUGCCUACACGUCAAAACAGAAAACAUCCAAAAUCAAGAACCAUGUUCAGCUGAUGCUACCAUAGGUCAAACUGUAAUUGAUUCUAAUAUCAGCACAAUCAGAUAUCUCAACACAGACAUAUAUAUGCAUUUGCACAAAGCAAAUAUACUUCAUGGUCAAGUAAAUGUUGAAAGUAACAGCCAGAAAGAAGUGAGACAUCCCACCCUAAACAAAACAAUGAAUUCUGCAUCAGUAUCAAACACAUUUCACCAUUCACGAAACACGGGAAAACCAUACAUUCACAACAACCAAGACUGUGUAGCCACAUUAGCCAGACCUUAUAGACAAAACUGUGAAACUCCCCAGAAUUCUGUUACAAUAGAUCACUGUAGGAGUGAAGAAGUCCCUGAUGCUGAAACGUGUUCAGUUACUCCUGCUUUGACAAUUCAGACCGAUACCGUACAAAGCUCGAGUGUUUUGGAAUCAGUAUGCAGUCCAUUGACUCCAAUAAGCAAUUCAACAGCAACUGGAGAACAGACAACUGGCUAUCAAAUAAUGGAAUCAUCUGAUACAAGUUUAACAUUGUCGCUGGUUACUUCAGAAUCUACACAUAGCUCCAUAAGCAUUACAUCCAUAUCAUCUGGAAAUACUAUGAAUUCUUCCAGCACAUUUCCUCCAAGUGCAGCUGGAAGUCCAGUACAUUCAGACUACACAAACAAAAAAGAUUAAUCAAAGAUCAGUGAAACAAAAAUAUAUUUAUUUACUUACAUUCAUAUAAAAUUUGUAUAUAUUCCAAAGUAACACGGUUCAAAUGGAAAUCUUUUCAAAAUCUUCCUAAAAUGUUUCCAAUUUAUGUGAGUUGUCUGAGCUGUAGUGGGAGCUACAGUUAUGAAUAAAAUAUUUCUGUUAUACCAGUUCUGAAACUAAUAAUGAUUAUGGGAUUAGAGUAAUAAAUUUGCCACAUCAAUAAAACCAAACUAUCAAGAGUGCAAUGUCUCCACAUCGCUUGGGCUUGAGAAAAUAGAGAUAAUAAAAAAAUUUCAGCCGGACAGAAUCUAACUUAGAUUUACAUUGAACUUACACAUUUAACUGACUGCGUAUUUAGUCACAAAUGUGAUUGGAAGUUUUUCAGGUGUAUGACUCAAUAUAAGAAAGUGUUUGCACAUUCAUAAUAGAGUACCAUAUUACUGUAGAGCAGAACAAUACAAAGAAGAAUACAAAUAAAAGACUACACUAAAAUGCACUACAGACGAUGCAGUAUUACAAAUUAAUAAGCUACAAUAUCACUGAAAAAGCAAGAAACUAAGCUUGUGAAGUAAUUAUAAUUAUGGAUUUGAAACAUUUUUCAACUAUCUGAAACAUAAGAGGAAGGAAGUAAAUGAUUGUCAAUAUACAUGGCUUCCCACGCACUGCAUAAUUUAUAUGUUGUUGUUAACACUAGCACAACUGAUUUAAAGAUUUUUUAAUGAAGAGUAAAUUUGUGUUAAAUUCACAAUCUUGUAUUUUCUGUUAGUUACAUCCAUAUACUAUAUAAAUUAUCUUGGAGAGAAUAGAUGGGAAAUUUUUAAAUGUUAAUUUAACAUCUACCAUUUCAAAUCUGGAGAGUAUGGCUCAACACUUGAAUAAAACUCCUGAUAUGUCAUUUUGUCUAUACCAGUAAUCAAUAUUAACAUUAAGCCUUUGACAAGGACAAUCUUACUGUCUAUCUAAGAUGGCUGUCUUUAAAGAUACUAAGUAGUUUAUCAUCUUAUCUGUGAUUAAUGUUCAAACUAUCUAUAAAAAAAUUAUUUACCUCUAUGUACAUAACUGUUAAAGAGGUUCAUAAAUUUGUGUGGUGUACACAUUUAUUACCAGUAUGACUGUGUUAGUUUAACUAAUACAGAAAACAGUCAUGAAAAAUGUCUGAUUACCUACUAGAGUAAUUUCUCUGGAAUUACAAAAAACAAAGUAAAGCAUUUCUUCAAAUACAA